AUGCCUUCUGGACCUGCAGAUUCGCAGGGACUUAGCCACGCUCCCUGUAAAAGCCCAAACCCUUCCCUCCUGAUAACAUCACGUGUCUUCACCUGCAUCUGCUUCUGCGGGCUUGUGGGCAACGUGGUGGUGGUGUGGCUCCUGGGCUGCCGCAUGAAGCGGAACCCCUUCACUGUCUACGUCCUGAACCUGGCCGUGGCUGACUGCUCCCUGCUCCUGACCCUGCUUGUCCUUUUUACCAUAUUCACGACUUCAACAGAAUAUUGUCAGUUUAGUGAUGCCCUUUUGCUGAGCAUCGGUAUCAUGGUUCUGCUGUUCCUGCUUUGUUAUUUGGCUGGCAUGUACCUGCUGACAGCCAUGAGCGUGGAGCGGUGCCUGGCUGCUGUCUUCCCUGUCUGGUACCGCUGCCACCGCCCAAAGCGGUUGUCAGGCAUCCUGUGUGGGGUGCUCUGGGCUCUGGCUACACUUCUUGUUCUUCUGUCGUUUCUGGUUUGUGCUGCUACUGAUAGCUGUGUCAAAGUAUUUGGUGUUUUAAGCAUUGUGAACUUUGUCCUCUUCUCUGUCUUGCCGCUGCUUUCCAACCUGGCCCUGUUCAUCAAGCUCCGAUGCGGCUCACAGAGACGACACCCAGGGAGACUCUAUGUUGCUGUCCUGCUCAGUGUCACCUUUCUGGUCAUCUUUGGGCUUCCUCUCAGUGUGUCAAGUCUCCUUCCUGUUUUUAAUCCAGAAUGUGUUUAUAUUUCUUGCCUGCUGGCCUCACUGAACAGCUCCAUCAAUCCAGUGCUUUACUUCCUGCUGGGCAGCUGCCGGCAGCGCCGCUUCCGAUGCUCCCUCAAAGUCGCCUUCCGAAGACUGUUUGAAGAGGAAGCCACAAGAGAGGAGAGGAGCCAGGAGCCUGGGGAUGACAUGGUGGAGACUAGUGUGUGA
This is a messenger RNA of Pogoniulus pusillus (Red-fronted tinkerbird), 927 nucleotides long. RefSeq names its product proto-oncogene Mas-like. The record is from RefSeq and is a predicted model, not a curated record. The transcript has a single exon. NCBI's taxonomy places the organism in Eukaryota, Metazoa, Chordata, Aves, Piciformes, Lybiidae. Gene Ontology annotation, biological process: G protein-coupled receptor signaling pathway. Gene Ontology annotation, cellular component: membrane. Gene Ontology annotation, molecular function: G protein-coupled receptor activity. Bases 1 to 927 code for a protein of 308 amino acids.